GUUAACUUUCCACUAUUCCCAGCAGGAAACGUAUAUAAACUUGCGCUCGAACUAGGAAAACUACUUUCGAUCUAUAUAUACGAGUCUUCUCUUCUUCACCUAUCACUUUUAUCUCUUUCUUCGUCGUCUUCUUCUUGUAUCUUCUUCCCUCUCCUCUUCUUGAGUUGUAACCUUUUUUCGCUUACUCAAGCUAGCCCCAGUUUUUCAUUCGUUUGAAACACUGAUCAAUAUAUUUUUAUAUAUAUAUAUAUAUGGAUCAGCUGCCUACACCUGUAGUUUCAUCAAUGGAGACGGCGAACCUGAAUUCUUUGUACGUCGGUGACCUUGAUGCCACCGUGACUGAAGCGCAACUCACCGAGUUUUUCUCUGGCAUGAAUGGAUUUGUUUCUGCUGUACUUUGUAAGGACAACAACACCGGACAAUCUCUACGUCACGGUUUCGUAGAGUUUGCUGAGCCGGAAUCUGCAAGGGUAGCCAUGGCUACAAGGAACAAUACACUUAUGAAUGGUAAAGCCAUUCGAGUGAUGUGGCGACAUGAUGACUAUAAAACAAAUGAGGAUGCAAAUCUUUUUGUCAAGAACUUGGACUCCUCAAUCGACAACAUGAAGCUUCAAGCUAUUUUUUCAAACUACGGAAAUAUUUUGUCUUGCAAAGUUCAAGUGUUUGACAAUGGAAACAGCAAAGGGUACGGCUAUGUUCAGUUUGAAACACCAGAAUCUGCCCAAAAAGCUAUUGAAGAACUUAAUGGUCACUACAUCGAAGGAAAGAGAAUCUAUGUUGAUCUUUUCAAGAAAAAGGAGGACAGAAUUCAAUCUGACGUCGAACAUACAAAUCUGUAUGUGAAGAAUUUGAAGCAGAGCGUGACGGAAGAAACUUUGCAGGAAAAGUUUUCAGUGUUUGGAAACAUUACCAGCUUGGUUAUUUCAAGAGACUCCAAUGGAGUUUCAAAAGGGUUUGGCUUUGUAAACUUUGAGAGACCAGAGGAUGCCAAAAAGGCUGAGGAGUCUAUGAAUGGAGCACAACUCGAGUCAAAAGUGUUAUAUGUGGCAAAGGCACUGAAGAAACAAGAGCGGCAACACACGCUUCAGCGUCAGCUUCAGGGAAUGUCACUGGAGGAGCAACUUCAACAAGACAAGGGUUUCAAUGUAUAUGUAAAACACAUAAAUGAUGACGUUGAUGAAGAUCAACUGAAAGAAUUUUUUAACAUAUGUGGAAUGAUCAAAUCUGUUAAGAUUAUGCGAAAUAAUAAUAGAACAAGUCGAGGUUUUGGUUUUGUAUGCUUUUUCAAAUUCGAAGACGCUGAACGAGCUAUCAGAAUCUUCAAUGGUAAGUAUGCAAGUGUAGUUUAUUAA
Molecule: messenger RNA, 1352 nt
Organism: Theobroma umbraticum
Lineage: Eukaryota; Viridiplantae; Streptophyta; Magnoliopsida; Malvales; Malvaceae
Product: polyadenylate-binding protein 7-like
Molecular function (GO): RNA binding
Source: RefSeq, a predicted model, not a curated record